This is a messenger RNA of Gloeophyllum trabeum ATCC 11539, 2415 nucleotides long. RefSeq lists its product as uncharacterized. The record is from RefSeq and is a predicted model, not a curated record. The coding region runs from base 1 to 2415 and encodes 804 amino acids. The transcript has 5 exons. Gene Ontology annotation, biological process: protein phosphorylation. NCBI's taxonomy places the organism in Eukaryota, Fungi, Basidiomycota, Agaricomycetes, Gloeophyllales, Gloeophyllaceae. Gene Ontology annotation, molecular function: protein kinase activity.
AUGUCUGACUCUCCUCCGCCUACCCCUUCUGACGCUCCUAUAUCGCCUUCACUGGACUCUUCCCGGCCGCCCACACCGUACGACGUGUCUGCAUUCGGCCCAUCCCGUUCGCCCACACCGUACGACGGGUCCACCUCCUACCCAUUCGGCGUGUGCCACCGGGCUCAAUGGACUGUGACUGGCCGUACUCAGCACGAGACCGUAAAGAGAAGCAAAGGAUUCCAUUCCUCGCUGUAUGGCUCUGAGGCCGGCGAGCAACUGUUGGGUGCCUUGAAAAUGGACGCAUUUCUGUCGGUGUGCUUCCCGUACACUGACUCCGAUGACAGAUUUUCCACUUUUAAUGCUACCCGGAUGAAAGAGCUGCAGGAGCUACUCGGUAAAGUCGAACCGGGGGGGAUGUACAAUGUAGAGAGACCGAUGUAUGAACCUAUUCGCAAGGCACUGCAGUAUAUUCUUAAUGUCUUCAAGGUCGAUAAAGGCCUACAUUCACUGGCGGUCUAUGACACAUCUCGUGCGUACGAAAGAGGCGAUGCCAAGCUGGGUCAAAUUGCACCUGAUUUAAUGAUCCAGGCAGGAGAGGAAACUAGAGAGAAAGAGCCAUGGAGCCAUGCACUUGGAAUUAUCGAAGUGAAGCCGGAGAGAAAGGAGGAUCCGACUUGGAACAACGAUGCUAGACGAGAUAUGAACAAGAGAAAAACCAAGACUUGGGACCAAAUUCAGGAAUACGGUGCCGUUGCCUUUCAGGCUCGUCCGCGAUGUUACUUGCUUGGUAUGGGUUUCUACGAUGAUAUCGCCCGAUUCUACCGAUGGGACCGUUCAGCGGUCAUCUUGUCGGAAGCGUUCGACUAUAAGACAGACUGCCAACCCUUGGUGGAGUUUCUAUACGGAUUUGCUACGUAUGGGAACAACACGAUGGGCACUGAUAGUACGAUUAAAUGCUCCAAGCCCCUUCCCAUCCCGCUUCCAGGCUUGCAGCGAUUAUAUGACAAGGCUGUUGAAAAUGGGGUGGUCGACCCCAAGACGGAGGUGGAACGCGCCGAUCUAUGCUCUCAUGCGUUCGAAAUACUGGCACCAGCGGGCGAGCCAUCUCCCGUCCUCGGGGACAUUUCACCUUCUCGAAGGUCCAAAACCACUGCUUCCGCGGGUACAACUCGUCCGGAGCCAGAGACGUACGUGACCUUAGGAGACCCACUCUUCAGUGCGCGUUCCCUUUUCGGUCGCGGAACCAGGACUUGGUUGGCUACUUCAGUCGCGGCGUCACGGCCGCAUUUCUCACCGGGAAAGGAGAUGGAACAGUGUGUAAUUAUCAAGGAUUCGUGGCGAGAGGAGGACCGGUUGACUGAGAAGGUGAUCUACGAACGCAUCCACGAGAAAGGCCACAUAUUCGGUGUGGCCCGGUGCCGAGGAGGCUUUGACGUCGGUUCUGUGUCGGACGUAGAAGAGAAGCCUUGUCACGAAACUUGCGCAUCGAGGGUGAACCCUCACUUGCCGAAGGACAAGGACGAAUAUCGCCAACGUAUCCAUUAUCGAUGUGUUCUGGAGUCUGUUGGUAUCCCCUUGACUCGAUUCCGCUCGACUCGAGAACUGGUUGCAGCGGUAAGAGACGUCGUCAAAGGCCUCAACGAGAUGACCGCGAGGGGCAUCCUGCAUCGCGAUAUAAGUGUAAAUAAUAUUCUGAUUAGUGCCUGUCCGAGCGCAGAACACGGCGCAAUAGGAUUUCUCAUUGAUCCCGAGUACGCCGCGUUUCUGACGGACAAGAAUGCCACAUCGGUCCUUCGGCGAAUCACGGGAACCAUUCAAUUCAUAUCCAUACAGUUCCAGCACGGGGACAAGGUCGUCGAGCAUAAGGCUUGGCAUGACCUUGAGUCUGUCUACUGGGUUCUACUCUAUACUGUGAUUUGCCAUGCCGACACCAACAUUACGUCGCAACAGGUACGACGAAUUUUCGACGAGGAAAGAGGAUCUGGCAAGGUCGAUUGGAUCUGGCAAUAUGAAUGGGAGAAAGUCGAGGUCAUUGGGCAUUGGCCGCUUACUGUAUGUCUCCGCGAGUUCGGCCGACUGGUUGCCAGCCACCACUUGCCAGACCAGCCCCGAAACGCAUCCAAGCUUCUCAAUCACUUCCGGGUUCUGAGGGCUUUGGAUCGCGCGCUUGCGUCUCCGAUCUGGCCAGAGGAAGACCCUGGUGCGCGCGAAUUCAAGCAGAGCCCCGACGAAAUUGCGCAGAUGAAUGAGGAGACGGCAAAAAACGUAUCUUCUGCUAUACGGUCCUCCCAGGCCAGUGGUAUGUCGGACGCGAUUACUUCCGAUGCGUCAAAGCAGAGCGCUUCGCGGAAACGCAAGGCUCGUGAAGGCAAAGAGGAAGAUCAGCCUCAGCCUUCCUCCUCCGGUACGAAGCGGAUCAGGAGCGAGUCCUAA